GCGCAGCACUCAGAUUGCGCUUUAGGCAGAGCUUGUAAACUGAACCAAGUAAUGAAUGGGAGUGCUGUAGAAAUCCACAGCAUGAAGGAGAAGCAGCUCUGCAAGAGACGAGGCAGCAGUUGAGUCCUGGACGCGGGUGAAAUGAUGCAGUGCUGCUGUUCAGUGCAAACAGCAUGAAAGCAUCGCCUGGUUCUCUGAUUAAUUACUGCUGUUGCUGAGAACACAGCCAGCCAUUGUGAUCUGAAGCGGCGGAGCCCUUCGUAACCAGUCUCAGAAUGGACAUGUUGGGUUUUGAAGUUAGAUAUGGGUUUGCAGAGAUGCCUGAACCUUUUGAAGUCUCUACCAUGAGCAGAUGUACCAAGCAUCCAUCUGCCAGGGACUAGCUCAGUGGGCACUUUGCAAGAACUUGAAGAAACUCUGAGGCAAAGUCAUCUGCUGAUUUUACAUCUGCUCCAAAAUCUCUUAAAACCCAAGCGUAUUGGUCAUCACACUCGGACGAUGGAGGCCGGUCAGGAUGACUUGCUGCAGCAGCUCAGAGAGCUGUCUGUGUCUGAGCAGGAGGCUACAGCUAAGGUGGAGGAGUAUGAGGCUCAGAUCCAGGAGCUGCAGGAUAUAAUCACAGAGCUCCACCAAGAAAUGUCCCUGAAGGACCAGGACAAACUCAGCCAGCUCCAGCAGCUCAUCCAGCUGGAGGCUAAGGUGAAGGAGCUCACAGAAGAGUUGCAGGGCUCAGCAGAGACGACAGCUCAGCUUCGACGCGAGGCCACUGAAAGAGAGGUGAAGAAUAGCGACCCGCACAGGGAUAUGACCAGUGAUCUUCCAGAGGGAAGAGGACUAGAGAUCUUGAAGAGUGAGUUGUGUCGUCGGGAUGCGAGCAUCCAGAAGCUCCGGAGAGACCUGCUGCUCUCUCACCAGGCCCGCGACGCCCAGAGUGCUCAGCUGGAUGUCCAGGAACAGAGGCUGUGGGAGCUGCAGAGAGAGCUACAGGAGAGCCAACAGGAGCUCCAGCGAGGACACAGCCGCCACCAGCAGCUCCGCAGGGACCUCCAGGGUGCAGCACAGCAGGCUCACCAGCUGCAGGCUCAGCUGAGCGAAGUGAAAGGGCGGCUGGUGCAGGUGGAGAGUGAGAAUGAAGCUCUGCUGGGAUUUAAAUGUCUCCAAGCAGCUGAGGUGGAGAGGCUCAGCGCAGAACUGUGCUCCCUGCGAUCAGCAGUGCUGCAGAAAGGGACCGAGAAGGCACAGGAGGCUCAGAGGCAGUGCAGAGAGCUGGAGUCAGAGCUGUCCAAAACCAAGGCCCAGCUCAGUGAGUGCCAGGACAGGACACAGGCUGUUCAGAAGAGGGCAGAUGAACAGAUAGAAGAGCUGCAGGAAGCAGUGGUGGGACUGAAGGCCCAGCACAGCCAUGUCAGUUUGGCGUUGCAGGAGCACAGUACGGAGCUUCAGAGCCUCCAGAAGUCCCACAGCGAGCUGCAGGUGCGAGAGCGGGAGUGGCAGAGAGAGAAGCUUUCCCUGCAGGAACAGCUCAACAGAACCAGACAGGAACUCCACAGCGCCACCCUCAGGGCGGAAGAGCAGCGUCUGAAAGAGGUCCAGAUUGAUGAGCUCCAAAGAGAGGUUGACAGGACGCUGGCAUUGCUGGAAAAGGAGAGAGAGGAAGGCAGCCAGGUGGAGGAGCUGGAGAGUCUGAGAGAGGAACAGCAGCAGCUCAAGGACAAGGUGAGCUGGGCAGAGGCUCGGGCCAUGGAGCUAAAGAAGGAGCUGGAACGGGUCAGGCAGGAGCGGCAGAGGGAGGUGUGGGAGUGGAGGGAUCGGGAGCGCUCCUCCACGGAGAGACUGAAGCAGAUGCAGGCUCAGUUGCAAGAAGCCCAGCACAGCCUGAAUGUCCAGCAGGAGACGAGCUGCUGCCUGAAGGACAAGCUUGACGCGCUGCAAGCUACGCUCAGCGAGCGCGAAGAGAGGCUGACCGCUUUGACCCUCGAGGAGGAUGUUCUGAGACAGGAAGCACAUGCUCGAGACCAGGAGGCUACUGACCUACGCCAGCAGCUUACGGCCUGCCAGAAUGAUCUGCAAGAAGUGAGCAGCGAGCUCCAGAGCUGCCAGAGAACCCUUAGGGAACAAGAGGCCCUGAGAGCAGGACAGGAGCAGAGAGUGACUGAACUGAAAGCUGAGCUGACCCAGCUGCAGUGCCAGUAUACAACCUGCUACUCCCAGUUGGUGGAGAAGGAGGCGUCUGUAUCCAGGCUGAGGGCUGAUCUGCAGCAGGCGAAGGAGCAGAGGGACAAGCUGACCUCCCAGCUCGUCCUGCUCACAGAGAAGUACCGGACAGCACAGCAAGAGGUGUCCAGCAAGGAUGAAACUAUGCUGAGGCUGAGUGCGCAGCUGAGCUCUGCUCAGGAACAUCUGACCUCUAAACAAGACGAGCUUGCAGGGCAGGUUGAGGAGGUAAAGUCUAAAGGUGAGGAGCUUGUGGCCCUACAGAAGGAGGUGAGAAGAAUACAGAAGCUCCUGAACCAGAGAGAGGAGGAGCUGGAGAGGGAGAAACACAGAAAUGUCCAGCUCCAGUUGGAAAACGAUGACCUCCUUACGAAGUGUGAGGGCCAGCGGACGAAGCUCUGUGAGCUCCUUGGGGAGGUGCAGCAGUGGCAGCAGGAGGCGCACAGCCAGAGGGAGGACCGGGAGGAGGAAGCGCAGCGGCUGAGGAAGGAGCUGCAGGAGGCCCAGACUCGCCUCCAGCAGCACAGAACCAGCCUGGAGCACCUGCACAGAGAGCUGGAGACAUCUCACAAGCAGCAGAGAGAUGCCGAGGAGCAGGCCUCCGGUAGGGAAGCAUCCCUGCGUGGUCAGGACUCUGAGCUACGCCGGCUGAAGGCUGAUCUGCAGGAGGCUCAGAGAGUCACCUCAGACGCUGAGUCCAGACUGCAGUUGCUCAGUGACUCCAUAGAGCUCUACAAACACAAAUAUCAGGCCUGCCUGAGUAAGGUAGCCGAGCUGGAGAGUACCCUGCACAGUCAAGAGGAGGACCUGAAGGACGCCAGGACACAGGCGGCAGAGCGUGAGGAGCAGGUGCUGCGUCUGCAGGCGGAGGCCGUGGCUCUGCGGGGAGAUGUGAAGGCGCGCUGUGCUCAGUUGGAGAGCGGAGACGAGGCCCUGGCCGCCCUGAGCCAGCGGCUGAGAGAUACGCAGAGGGAGCUGGAGAUCAGCCGUGCACACGCACAGGAGUGUGAGCUGGUCAUCAGCACGCUACGGGACAACACCACAGCCCUGCGCAGACAGGUGGAGGAGCAGGAGGAGGCCGUGGUGAAGCUCCAAUCUGAUUUCUCUGUAUACAGAGCUACUCACAUCCAUUCCGAUUCGGACUACGAAUCCCAGCUAUCACACAUCCAGGAACUAGAACAGGCGCUGUCCCACACUCUGGAGCGCUGUGGUCAAGGGGCCCGUGAGCUGGAGCAGCUCAAAGAGGAGGCAUGCAGGCAGAGGCAGCUCAAAGACAGCAGCCUGGCGGAGGUGCAGAGGCUACAGGAGCUGGUGAGGCAGCUCCAGGCAGAUGCUGUGUGUGCGGCACAGAGCAGGCAGGCAGAGGUGGACGCUCUGAAGCAGAGGGCAGCUGGACUCGAGGAGGAGCUAGAGGCAGCUCAUAGGCAGUGUGCCCAGAAAGACCAGGCCGUGCAAAAAAGAGACGUGCUCCUGAGGCAGUCCGAGGCUGACCUGGUGCAGGCACGGGACAAAAUCCGUAGCCGGGCGGCGGAGGCAGAGAGGCAUGCCACUGCAGUGCAGGUCCUGGAGGCAGACCUCCGCAGCGCCAGGAAAGAGAGGAGGCAGAAAGAGAACGAGUGCGCUACUCUCAAAACACAGUUGCUCCAGCUGCGCAACGAGCUAAAGGAGGCCCAUACUAGCUGCAGAGAGAGCGCCCAGGAGCUGGCACGGCAGGAGGAAAAGGUGCUCCUGCUGGAGGGUGGGCAGCAGCGGGCACAGGAGCAACUGGCAGAGCGGGUAGCCGAGGUGGUGCGGGCCGAGCAGUGCCAGCGGAGGCUGCAGGCUGAGCUCAGGAGACUCCAGCAGAGACUGGACUCAACAGAGCAGGAACUUCAAGACUGCAGGGGCCUGUUGGAGCAGGAUAAGGUAGUGGCCAGCAGCAGCAGGCAGGCUCAGCUUGAGGCCCAGCAGGAGGCCUCAUGGCUGCAGCAGGAGAACCAAGCGCUCCAGGAGGACCUGUCCAGUGGCAAAGAGACGCUUGCACAGCUGCAGGAGCAGCUGAAAGAGCAAGCUGAGACUAUGCAGGCUCUGAGAGAGGAGCUGUCACAGGAGCAGGCCAGGCAACAGGAGCAGCUGGCCUGGGCACAGAGCAACAGCUACAGAGAGAGCAGCCUGGAGGCAGAGAGAGACCAGCUCAGGACUGAUCUGGAGACAGCAAGAAAACAGCUGAGUGAGCAGGAGCAGCUGGUGAGCAGUCUGCAGGAGCACGUGUCUGAGCUGCAGAGCACCACCCUCAGGCUGCAGGAGGGAGAGGCAGGCAGGCAGGAGGAGCUGCAGCAGUGCAGGAGAGAGCUGGAGAGCAGAGACACUCACGUACAAAAACUCAGCCAAGAGCUGGCCGAGCACAGUCGGGAGGUGCCGCGCCUGCAGCAGCGCCUGCUCCAGCAGACGGAAGAGAGGACAGCACUGCAAGAGAGGAUUACUGAGCUGACCACAGAGCUGCAGAACCUGCACAGCGAGAGCCGACUCUCUCAAGAUGAGGCUCGAAUGUUUGAGGGACGCCUGGCAGAGCUGAGCGCCCAGCUGGCCCGUUCUCAGCUCUGGGGCCAGCAGCAGCUAGCCUCUCUGCAGUGCAGAGAUGAAGAGGUCUUGGUACUGAGGGUGGAGAUCGCCUCCCUCAGAGAGAACUACCACUCAAAAGUAGCUCAGGUGGAGGCCUUACACUCACAAAUGGACUCCAUAGAGCAGCAAUAUAGUGCAGCUGUGGCUGAGGUGGAGGUGCUGAGGCAGGCUUUGGGUGAUGCUCGCUGUGACAGCUCCCGCCUGCACCGAGAGAGCGAGUUGGUGGUGACCAAUGUAAACCAGUGGGUGAAGGAGCAAAAGCAGACUAAUGAGAAGCUUGGACUGAAAAUCAAAGACCAGAGCAAGAAGAUUAUCCAUCUCACAGCCGAAAAAGAUCACCUGCAAGAGAACGUGGAGAAGAUGCAGGCGGAGAUCCGGACGCUGAAGGCAGAGCUGGAUGAGCGAAGGAUAGAGGUGGAGAGGGAGAAGGCCUUUCAACCACAGAGUACGAGUGACCAGAGGAACACCUUGGCUCAACUGCCCAACCACCAGCCCUCUGUGUUAUCGGUCUCCAGAGAGGUCUUCAGCCAGAGGGAGAACCCAAGCAAAAAGAGGCCUCUGGCCAUAAACCUGGACCUCAGCUGACCCGCGAAUGCCGGACAGUGCCUGAGCCCUCGUUCGCUGCUGAGGUGGCCCGCAGAGUUGCACGCAGGGCGCUGGAGAGGAGAACCCUUCACAGGCUCUGCUGGACAUGGAGAUACUGACACAGCUGGGAUGGAGCCUGCAGUAAUCUUUGCAUAAUCUCAGGGAUCUUCUCUGACACUUAGGAACUCAUCUUUAAAAAAACACUCCUUUUCUGAAAUAUUAAACAAUACAUUAUACAAAGUUUUGAAUGUAUAUUAUGAAAUUAUUUAUUUAUGCCCAAAGAUUUGUAUGUCCCUGUUGAACUUGAAUAGUUGUUUUCAUAAAUAAUACCUUAAUGUAAUACAUGUUGCCCGUUUAGAUAUUAAAGCAUUUGUGUUUGCGACUGAACGUGAUGUAUCGUUUUUAAUUGACUGUAAAUGAUACAACCUUUACUCCAAGAUAAAUGAAGAAUGGGAAAUGAAAAGAAGUUAAAGCAGCUCCUGUAGCAGUAGUUUCUGUGUGACUGAUAACUGUGAUGAGAUUUUAAGUUUGGGUCAAAACUUGAAGCGUUUUCUUAAAAUAAUUUUAGUGAAUAUUUUUACUAAGCACAACAGUGAUCUUCACCGCUGGCUUUUAUUUGUUCUCUACAGAGAUAAAUUCAUGAAUGCAUUUGGAAAAAUAGUUUUUUUUGUUUACUUAAAUACGAUGGCAUAUUUGUGAAAUAAAGUAAUUCACAAUUGCAUUGUUGGCAGAAUUAUAAUUGACCUAUUCUGUGUUUUUAGAUCAAGAAAUGAUGGAAAGGUGUAACUGAGGAACAUGUAGUUUCCCUGAU
Molecule: messenger RNA, 6211 nt
Organism: Pygocentrus nattereri (red-bellied piranha)
Lineage: Eukaryota; Metazoa; Chordata; Actinopteri; Characiformes; Serrasalmidae
Product: trichohyalin
Exons: 40
Coding region: 499-5400 (1633 amino acids)
Biological process (GO): spermatogenesis
Source: RefSeq, a predicted model, not a curated record